GAGCAAUACCUCUUCAAUGUUUUCGAAGUUAUAGUUUCGACUUUGGAAUCAAAAUUACAGCGCAUCGAAAAUCUGGAUAAAGCGGUCGAACACUUGACGAGAAGAGUGGAGGCUUUGGAUUCGCGCGUACACGACAAUAUCGACAAGACCGACGCGGUCAUCGCGAAGCUACGAACCUUGGACCUUAAACUUUUCAGUUCUCGUCAAGUGGAAUUUCCUUCGAUCGAGUCUGCCGCGUACUCGGCGAUCGACGGCGAACUCGGAAAUGGUUCGAGAUCGACAAAAGGAACGCGUCGCACGCCGGAAGAGAGGAGCGGAGCAUCGUCGUCCGAGACGACGGUUGGCGAAAAAUUGGCGUCGCUGGACCGAAAGGUGUCGGACAUGGACGACAAAUUGACGGAUUUGAAACGUCAAUUGGAGAGCAACUCGUUGCAAAACGAGGACACGAACGCGGAAGCUAGCGAGAAGAAGCCAGCGAGCGCGAGCGCGAGCGCGAUCGAAAUCGCGAACCUAGUUUCCGAUCGUUCGGGAGCCAUUCGCGACCCGACGACCGACGCACACGACGCGACAUCAGCGAGAGGGAGCGGGAACGGUGGAUCGGCAGCGUUCAACGUUACAACGAUGCCGAGAGUCAGCAGCGGCGAGCCAUCGGCGAAACAAAGGAGAAUCGAUCGACUCGUCGAGCAGAUAUAUCCGGCGUUGUCCGUUUCGGAAAAGAUGGACCAAGUCUGGAACGUCGUGGUCGGCACGAUUCGUUCCGUGGACGAUCUGUCGUCGAGAUCGGACGAACUACUCGCGCGGACGCAGAGACAAGAGAGAGCGAUCAGCGAGAUGCACGCAGAUCUGAGACGGAAGACGAACAAGAUCAUCGAGAAUUUGGAAGGAGCGGAGAACAGACUGCGAAAGCAGGAGGACGACGUCGCCGGUCCGGCGGAACUGCCGCUGGAUCCGACGAUCGACCGUCUCGUCGAGUACGACUCGAACAGAAUCGAGCCAACGACGUCGACGAAACUUGGCGGCGCGCUAACGUGGAAUCGCGUUCCCGUCGAAGUGUUCGUCGACGUCGACGCUUCGAAGAAGAGGAAGAGGAAACUUUCUUUCAGACGCGCGGGACCAGCGGAAACGACCGUUUCGUCGGUGAAUCCGACGACCAUCGUCUCGUCGGUGUCGAUGUCCGUGUCUUCCUCGAGCUCGUCCGACACGGCGUCGACGAGUAGCUGGAACGGUUCGAGCAAUUCUGGAAAUUCCUCGAGUUGGGAACGAUCUUGGUCUAAAAAUCGGGGCGUCGUAUUCCCGAGCGUAAAGAAGAAACCAAGUCCGGCGAAUUCGACGUUCGGGACGGACCCGUCGGCGAGUCACAAGGACGCGAAGAUCUACUCGGAGGGAGAGUACUACAAGUUGGAGAUCGACGGGUACGAGGGAAACGCGGGCGACUCGUUGAACGACGCUUGGUACGGUUCGAACAACAGUCCGUUCUCGACGUACAACAGGGACAACGACAGGUCGUCGUUGAACUGCGCGUCGAUGCUGAAGGGCGGAUGGUGGUGGAAGUCGUGCGGUCGAGGGUUGAACGGGCUGUACCUGAAGGAUGCGGAGGAUUCGACGGCUCGACAGGGGAGGGAGAGGGGGUAUGUUAACGGGGGCGAUGACUUUGCGGACUGUUUGGAAAGGUAUCGUGUGGUUCCGGUGGAGAGGUUGGGACUACGCUCUGAAGCGGGCGAGGAUGAUGAUCAAGGCAAAGGGAGCGAGCGGGACGGCGGCGUAGGAGGAAGGAGCGGCGAGUCGGAAGGGAGAGGUGUAAAGUUUGGAGGGACGAGGAUAGUCAGGGAAUGGGCGGUUGUAGGCGUGGCAAUA
Messenger RNA from Heterotrigona itama, 1854 nucleotides. The record is from the annotation of a GenBank genome assembly. NCBI's taxonomy places the organism in Eukaryota, Metazoa, Arthropoda, Insecta, Hymenoptera, Apidae.